AAUGGAAGCAGUGAACGGCAAGCACGUGUAUCCGGAAGGCCGGCAUCCUCCAUGGGGGGCAAGCUGACUCAGCCGACCAGUUUUUCACUCGAAUUUUCACUUGAUUGCCAGAUUGUUCAGGCUUUCUAUAGUUCUCUCCCAAAUCAACUGCUUGGCAAAAACCGGGUCGGACUUUUUUUGUUUGGGACCUUUUCUACCGACCCUCGACUCGCCUUCCUCCUUCUCUCUCUUCCUUUCCUUUCCUCUUCUCUUUCUCUUUCUCUUCCUUUCUCAUCCACCUUCUACCCACAACAACUCUCGGUUUUUUGUCAACCCACCUUUUAUCCAAAUUUCCGUCGGCGUUUAACGCUGCUGUCCCGUUACAUCUUCCUUCAGGCGCUCAUUUCUGCCUGCUGGUUUCUACCUCACGUUUUGUUCACGUCCAAGCCACUCUGGUUAGUCCCACUGCCACUCACUCACCCUCUCCUUCAUCUCCCUCCUCUUCCUCCUCCUUACACGAUUACGAAUCUGACCCGUCCUCUUUCUUUCGUCCUACAGAAGAACCACCCGUUGGUUUCUCUCUUUCCUGCCAGAGAAAGCCACUGAAAAUAGAGUCGGUCGAGAACUUGUCUAUGUAUUCGUCCUGCGUCAGAGAUUUCGAUCACCACCUGCCGCUCAAGCUGCAAUCGUUUCGCUUCACGUCGAAACCUUGUAGUAGACAUUCCAAGUCCUGUGGCUGAAAGCUUUUGGGCUGCCGUCUUCGCUGUGACC
Messenger RNA from Aspergillus homomorphus CBS 101889, 750 nucleotides. RefSeq lists its product as uncharacterized. Bases 52 to 585 code for a protein of 177 amino acids. Lineage: Eukaryota; Fungi; Ascomycota; Eurotiomycetes; Eurotiales; Aspergillaceae. The transcript has a single exon. The record is from RefSeq and is a predicted model, not a curated record.